CACCGUGUUGCAGCAUACUGCUUAGCGCGGAUUGCAGACCAAUUGUGCUGGCUGGCACCGGCAAGUGCCUUCCCCUGCUGGUCGCUGGUGCUUGCCCUUGCCCUUGCCGAGUUGGGAUAUCACCAUUGCACUUGCCUAAACGACACCAUUCGCCGGGACGACGACCUCUGCCUGCCCACAACACAUUUUCUUUCUUCUCCUUGAAUUCUCCUCCUUUCUCCUUCUUCUCCUUCUCUUCAUCUUCUCUCACUAUCCUGCUGAACGCUCGUUCGUCCCGCUUCAUCCUCUGCUUCAAAACCCAUCUUCAGUCGUUUAUCUACCAUUCGCUCGUUAGCUACCUUCUUUCUUGAACAUCUAGCUUCAUCUGAUCGCUGAGAUGUUGUUCAAACUAAACUCCCUGUUCGUGGUCCUUGUGGCCGUUUGGUUUUCUGCCGUCGUUGGCUAUGCCACUGAUCUCGUCGAUCAUUUCGGCGAUGCCCUUGAUGAGGAGUACGUCUUGGUGUUUCCUGAUGCCAAUGACGCGUUCGUCUAUGUCAAACCUGGCCUCGUUCCUCGGGACGUGACUAUCAUCAAGACCAUCUGUGAGACUGAGACUUCGGUGGCUUCUACCUUUUCCACUGUUCCGGUCCCUACCGUCGUGACUGAGACCACUCGGCUUCCCACUGGUGUCCCCACUGGCGUCCAGACUGGGGUUACUGGAAAGUCUCCGGUUGCUUCGGCCACUGCUCCUACUGGACCUGUGGUUACUGUGCAGCCUCCUGUCACCUCGAAGACGGAGGGUGCUCCUGGAUCUACUGUGCAGCCCCCCAGCUCGUCUGGAACUCACAGUGCUCCCACUACCGACACUGAAAAUUCCACUUCUUCGGUGUCCUCUGGCGAGCAGACUAGCAAUCACACAGUUGGCACUCACACCACUGUGUCUGCUGGCUCCACCGCUCCCAGCAGCACUCAUACUUCUUCUCCUUCGCCCACCAACAACGCCGCUGGCGGUCAUGGUGGUCUGCACUCUGCUUUGCUGGCGUUUAUCGCGGCACACCUGGGUUUCUUUAUGCUCUGAAGGCUAUCGGUGGAUGUCUCGGUCCUUUGAAUACGCUGUAUGCAAAGACCUGGCGACUGCCCUUGUUUCCUUCAUUGAAAACCAGGCGUUGUUUCUCUUCAUGUCGUUCUGGGAUGCACAGCUUGCUCCCCU
Messenger RNA from Aspergillus ibericus CBS 121593, 1189 nucleotides. RefSeq lists its product as uncharacterized. Lineage: Eukaryota; Fungi; Ascomycota; Eurotiomycetes; Eurotiales; Aspergillaceae. Bases 377 to 1057 code for a protein of 226 amino acids. The transcript is spliced from 4 exons. The record is from RefSeq and is a predicted model, not a curated record.